GACACCCAGACAGACAGACAGACAAUGGAGCGGCUGGUUGUGUGUGUGCUGCUGUGUGUACUUCUAUGUGCGGUGCUGGUGAAGGGCUACAACUGCCCCGGCCGCUGCAUCUGCCAGCACCUCUCCCCCACUUUGACUCUGCUCUGUGCUAAGACCGGUCUGCUGUUUGUGCCCCCAACCAUCGACCGCAAGACCGUGGAGCUGCGCCUCACAGACAACUUCAUCACCAUCAUCCGCAGGAAAGACUUUUUCAACAUGACCAGCCUGGUCCACCUCACCCUGUCCCGUAACACCAUCAGCCAGAUCACGCCCCAUGCCUUCCUGGGCCUGCGCUCUCUACGAGCCCUCCACAUGGACGGCAACCGCCUCAGUGUCAUCAAGAGCGACCACUUCAAAGGCUUGGUCAACCUCCGCCACCUCAUACUGGGGAACAACCAGAUCCACCACGUGGCCCCUACCUCCUUUGAUGAGUUUGUGUCGACCAUCGAGGACCUGGAUCUGUCCAACAACAACCUGAGGACCCUGCCCUGGGAGGAGAUAGGCAGGAUGAGCCACAUCAACAUCCUCACCCUUGAUCACAACCUGAUCGAUCACAUCGGAGCUGGGACUUUCACACUCCUCACCAAGCUGGUUCGUCUGGAUAUGACCUCCAACCGGCUGCAGAAGCUACCUCCAGACAGCCUGUUUCAGCACGCACAGGUGCUGUCAGACGCCAAGGGCUCCAACCCGUCUUCCCUGGCAGUGAGCUUCGGAGGGAACCCUCUCCACUGUAACUGUGAGCUCCUGUGGCUCCGCAGACUGACACGACACGACGACCUGGAGACAUGCGCCUCCCCGGAGCACCUCAUGGACAAGUACUUCUGGUCCAUCCAGGAGGAGGAGUUCAUCUGCGAGCCCCCGCUCAUCACCAAGAACCUAUCCACCAAGCCCUACGUCAUGGAGGGCCAGGGGGUCACCCUCAAGUGCAAGGCCAUGGGAGACCCAGACCCGGCCAUCCACUGGCGCUUCCCAGACGGCAAGCUGGUGCAUAACAACUCCCGCACCAUCCUGUAUGACAACGGUACCUUGGACAUCCUCAUCACCACCCUAAAGGACAGCGGUGCCUUCAACUGUGUGGCCUCCAAUGCUGCAGGCAUCGCCACAGCUGCUGUGGAGAUCAACAUGAUCCCUCUGCCCCUGUUUGUAAACAACACAUUGCAUCACAUGCGCGAGGCUGAUCGGGGCCUCUCUGACAUCACCACCUCCUCCAAGUCAGGCAACGACACCAAGGGCCAUGACAAGCACCAGGACAGGAGGGUGGUGGUGGUCGAGUUGACCUCCUCCUCGGCUGUGAUUCGCUGGCCCUCCGAGCGCCACAUCCCAGGCAUCAGGAUGUACCAGAUUCAGUACAACAGCACUGCAGACGACACACUGGUUUACAGAAUGAUCCCGUCCACCAGUAAGACCUUUCUGAUCAACGACCUGGCGGCGGGCCGGGAGUAUGACCUGUGUGUCCUGGCGGUGUACGACGACGGCAUCACCUCUCUGACGGCCACGCGCGUGGUGGGCUGCGUCCAGUUCCACACAGCCAGCGAGGUCAGCCAGUGUCGCUUCAUCCACAGCCAGUUUCUGGGCGGCACCAUGAUAAUCAUCAUUGGCGGCAUCAUCGUGGCUUCAGUGCUGGUGUUUAUCAUCAUCCUCAUGAUCCGCUACAAAGCCCACAGCAGCCCCGAGGACAGCAAGGUCAAGGUCAGCUCCAGCAUGCACUCCCAGACCAACGGCAGCCAGCACAGACUCCAGCGCUCCACCUCCAAGCAACCUGCUGAGGACAGCCACCAGAGAGAAGCCCUACCGGUGGCAGCCAAGGAGUGCAUGGCCCUGGUGCUGAAGGUCGACAGUGACAAGAGGGAGUGGGACACUCCUCUGGCCACCACGGCAAUCCUGGAAGUGGAGCUGCCCCCCCUGCCCACGGACAAGGUGAGGAGGACCAGCCUGGACGCCCAGCGCUCUGGAUCUGGCCCCCCGUCAGAGGACACACAGACAGAAAGCAGCCUGAUGGGCUCCACCAUAUCCUUGUGUCUUCUAGGUCCCAACGCCAGCACCAAGGAGGCCCCCAGGCUCAAGGACAAGAGCACCCUGGCCAACAUGGGGUUUAAUAAUGAGCUGGCACGAACUAGGCACAGGUUCAGCUUUGAUGGGGGAGACUACUCCAUAUUUCAGAGCCACAGUUACCCCCGCAGAGCGCGGACGAGGCGGCACAAGUCUACAAACCAGCUCAACGUGGAGUCCUCACCGCUCGCCAACCGGAGAGUCACUUUCAGCAGCACUGAAUGGAUGCUGGAGAGCACAGUGUAAGAGAUACAGCCUGGCCUCUCUGGCUCUCUCAAAGACACACACACACACACAGUUUGACACAUACACCCUCAUGCACACCCAUUUACAUAUCUAACAAAUAAAUCUACAUGCAUACACAGACUCAGAGAGUUGCUGGAGAAGAAAACAGUCCCCUUUCAUCCUGCCUCCCCUCAUACUCCCAGAGCGACACAGAGUUGUUGGACAUUUCAUUAGUUUCUGCAGCAGUGCCUUAUUCUAAAAUAUGUACGAAUGGAGGAUGCUGCUCAUUGUAGUCAUAAACUUUCCUUUCUAUCAUGGUUUUCCCCGUUUCAUGGGGAGUGAUGCUUUGAGUUGUUGUGUUCUUUGACAUGCCAAGGGUUGGGGCAUUUGUAACUUUUCCUUUUAAUGUUAAAAAGAUCACACUGUAAAGUGAACAACCAGGUAUCUUGUAUGUUGAUCAUCCUUUGGGUUCUUUCAAAGACUUUUGCACACGAAGACACGACGAUACGAGGACAAGUAUCACACCAGUCUAUACAUUAUUAAAAAUAUAGAACUAUACACAUGCCGAUUUCAAAUGUUAGCAUAGAGGAUGGACCUGAUAAACCUGUGGACUCCUCCAUGCUGGUUGGACUGUAUGAUAUUACUAGGUAUUGUUCCAGAUGUGACUGUAUGAUAUUAAUCGGUAUUGUAUCUGGCUGGUCUAGAUAAAAAGACAACAAAAAAAUACAUAUAGAAGUAUAUUAAAAAGAUUGGUGUAUGUGUAUUAUGUAAGUCAUAUGUCACAACUUUUUACUGAGCAUUUGGGUGUUGGCCACAAGUUUUUACAUUAAAAACCUGUGUCCUCAAACUUCCCCCUAUUUAGUAUGACAAGGUUUGGACCACUUAUCCCUUAUGAGGGUAUUAAAUUGUUUGUGUGGGUUAACUGUACUGUUUGUGCCGCGUCCUUUUCUUACGGUGAUCCUGGAUCCUUUCGUCAAAAUCAUGAAAGCUGCUUGCACAUGGA
Oncorhynchus gorbuscha (pink salmon) is the source of this 3316-nucleotide messenger RNA. RefSeq names its product leucine-rich repeat and fibronectin type III domain-containing protein 1-like. The transcript has 2 exons. Bases 25 to 2334 code for a protein of 769 amino acids. Lineage: Eukaryota; Metazoa; Chordata; Actinopteri; Salmoniformes; Salmonidae. The record is from RefSeq and is a predicted model, not a curated record. Gene Ontology annotation, molecular function: protein binding.